Molecule: messenger RNA, 6272 nt
Organism: Delphinapterus leucas (beluga whale)
Lineage: Eukaryota; Metazoa; Chordata; Mammalia; Artiodactyla; Monodontidae
Gene: ZNF232
Product: zinc finger protein 232
Biological process (GO): regulation of transcription by RNA polymerase II
Molecular function (GO): RNA polymerase II cis-regulatory region sequence-specific DNA binding; DNA-binding transcription factor activity, RNA polymerase II-specific
Source: RefSeq, a predicted model, not a curated record
UGGACUUGGUGGCCAUCCGGUUCUUGCGCCCCGGGGGUGCGGGGCGAGGGGCGGGCUGGCCUGACCCCGAGCCUCCCCUGGCUGGCCGCGGCUCCACCCGUGACAAGUUGCUGGUGGGGGUGGUGGGGACACAAUGGCCGAAGCGGCGGAGGUAGCAUUAAGUGAUGGGGACACUGAGGGUGGCCCGGCGGAGAGGCCCCGUAGUGGCGGUGCGUGCGGCGCUGGGCUCCUGGGCUCAGGUCUCUGGCUCCGACGGUCUGGCCCAGCCGCCAGGGCCCCAGUCAGUCACGGUCUCAUCCCGUGGUCUCCCGCUCGCAGCCCCAGCCCGCAGCUUUGAGGUCCUCCGGGCGGCCCCCUCAGCCCAGGUAGGCAGGAUGGCCCUUCCUGGCUCAGCGCCUCCAGGGCUGUUAUCUACGGGAGCAGAGACCGUACGUGAUGCGGCCAGGCCGGGUGCGCUGCCAGUCCACGCACAAGGCGGUCUCCGCGAGAACCGAGUGCAGGAGAGUGAAGGGGACAAGGUCAUGCUGGCAUUUAUACUUUUAACUCAUGUUUCAGAUAAUGAAAAGAAAACUGAGAAGGAGGAAUGGAAGCUAAAGCAGGAAAUUUCUGAAGAAACAGGAUCAGGACACCCAGUACAAAUACCCCGUGGAUCUAAAUUCUUAGGACCCAGGGAAAGUGAGAACAUCUUGGAGAGGCAACAGGUAAACUCAGCAGAGGCUGGACUGCUACACUCUUCUUUUGAGGAAAAGGGGUUCAGCCAAGUGAGCAUUACCCUUAAGAAAGGAAAGCUUGACAUUGAUAUGAAACUGAGAAUUUGUGAUCUGACCCCAACCGUUACACAUCAGAGAGUUUCAACAAAGGGAAGAACCUAUAGGUGCAAGGCAUGUGGCCAGAGCUUCAAACAGAAGUCAGGACUUACUCAGCAUCAGAAAAUCCAUACCGUAAAGAGAAGCUGUUAGUGCAACGAAUGCGGAAAGGUCUUCACCAGGAGCUCUAACUUGGUUAUAUGUCAGAGCAUUCACACGGGAAGGAAGCCUUAUGUUGGUGGUGACUGAGGCAAAGACUUUAUGAGCUCCAAUCUCAUGUGACAUCCACGAAUUCAUACCAAGGAGAAUCCCUAUGAAUGUAAUCAGUGUGGAAGAGCUUUCAGGGGAAGCUCAAACCUUAUCCUGCACCAGACAAUUCAUAGUGGAGGGAAGCCAUAUGUAUGUAAUGAAUGUGGGAAGGCCUUCAAUCAAAGCUCAGAUCUUAUUAUCCAUCACAGCAUUCACAGUGGAGAGAAACCCUAUGAAUGUAAUGACUGUGGGAAAGCACUCAGUCAGAGCUCCCAUCUUGUUAACCACCAAAGAAUUCAUACUGGGGAGAAACCCUAUGAAUGCAGCGAAUGUGGAAAAGCCCUCCGGCAGAGUUCCCUUCUUAUUCAGCAUCAAAGAAUCCUCAGUGGCGAGAAACCCUACAAAUGCCCUGAAUGUGGGAAAGCCUUCUGUGGGUGCACAGUUUCUCUUAAACAUCAGAGACUUCAUAUUGGAGAAAAACUUGAAUAUGAGAAAGCUUUCAGUUCAGAUUCAGAACUUAAUGGACAGGAGAGAAUUCACAAGGAAAAGAAAUCUUAUGAAUGUAAUGAAUGUGGAAAAACCUUCCUAGGAAGCUCAGAUCUUAUUAGAUAUCAAACAAUUCACACUGGAGAAAAACCUUUUGAAUGCAGUGAAUGUGGAAAGGCCUUCAGCAGGAACUCAGUCCUUAUAGAACAUCAGAGAAUCCAUACUGGUGAGAGGCCUUAUAAAUGCAGUGAAGGUGGGAAAGCCUUUAGGGGGAGCUCUCAACUUAUUCAGCAUCAAAGAAUUCACAGAGGAAAGAAACCCUAUGAAUGCAAUGAAUGUUGCAAGACUUUUAAUCAGAGCUCAGACCUUAUUCGACAUCACAGGAUUCAUAGUGGAGAAAAGCCCUAUGAAUGUAAUGAAUGUGGAAAAGCCUUCAGAUGGAGCUCAGACCUUGUUAGGCAUCAGAAAAUUCACACCGGAGAGAAAGUGCAUGAAUGUAAUGAGUAUGGAGAAACUUUCAGUCAGAGCUCAGGUCUUAGCAUCAGAGACAGCACACAGAAUCCUAGGAAGACAGUAAUGAUAAAAUGUCUAUAUAUAUAUAUAUAUAUUUGCGCACACCUGCCCCCGCGGGUGGGCUGGAAGCGCGCUACGCAGAAGUGGUCAGAUGGGAGCUCCGGGACCUGCGAGGAGUUCAGCUGCGGGCUGGCGCCGCCGGAACAUCACCCCGAGAAACAGCCUUCUGCGCUGGUCUUCCGUGCUUCCUUUGUCCUCGGCCAGCGCCCCUGUUUGUGUGCCUUUAAUGGCCUCUGGCGUACAGCAAAAAAAAGAAAAAAAAAGAAUGAUUUCUACUUAUGUUACAGGGUGCCCCUGAAAGACUCCUGCUAGUAUGGGCCUUCUACAGAGCCAGUCCAGGCUAGGAUGGCUGGAUCACUAACAGCAGCUGAAACUCUGACCCUUCAGGAUACACAGGGUCAAGAGAAGAUUAUGAUGAUGGAGCCAAAGGAAGAGGAACAGUCUUGGGAGUGUGAGACCAGGCUACAUGGGAACCGCUCUCCCAGUCAGGAGAUCUUCCGCCAACGCUUCAGGCAGCUCUGCUACCAGGAGACUCCUGGUCCCCGGGAGGCCUUGAGCCGACUAAGGGUGCUCUGCUGUGAGUGGCUAAGGCCCGAGAGGCACACCAAGGAGCAGAUCCUGGAGUUGCUCGUGCUGGAACAAUUCCUGACCAUCCUACCGGAGAAGCUCCAGUCCUGGGUGCGGGGACAUCACCCUGAGAGUGGAGAGGAGGCUGUGACUGUGCUGGAGGAUUUAGAGAAAGGACUUGAUGAACCAGGACUGCAGGUCCCAGGCCCGGCACACGGACCUGCACAGGAAGAGCCGUGGGAGGAGAAGGAGCCUGUGGGAGCAGCCCAGGAGAAACCAAGCAUCCAGCUCCAGCCUAAGGAGACCCAGCCUUUCCCAGAGCGUGAACAGGUAUAUUUACAUUUUCCGUCAGUUGUUGCAGAAGAUGAUGCAGAGCCCAAGGACAAAGGGUCGUUGCCAGAACCACCCAUUACUGACGUGGAAUCACAGGUGCUCAGAGAAAAACUCACCACCAGCACCUCUACAUUUGAAGCUGCCUCUGAAGUUGAGGCCCCUUUAGAGCAGCAGCAGAGAAAUCUCAAAGGGGAAAGGCUGAAGCAGUCCCCCGCUCAGGGGAAAAGCUUCAGGCAGAUGGUCAUCACCCUUAAGACAACUCCCACAGGGAAGAAAGACCAUGAAUGCAGUGAAUGUGGUAAAGCCUUCAUUUAUAACUCACACCUUAUAAUCCACCAGAGAAUCCAUUCUGGAGAGAAACCCUAUAAGUGCAGUGACUGUGGGAAAACUUUCAACCAGAGCUCAAACCUCAUUCAGCAUCAAAGAAUUCAUACGGGAGAGAAACCCUACGAAUGUCAUGUGUGUGGGAAGUCCUUCAGGUGGAGUGCUCACCUUGUUCAACAUCAGAGGGUUCAUUCAGGGGAGAAGCCCUAUGAGUGUAAUGAGUGUGGGAAGGCCUUCAGUCAAAGCUCAUAUCUAAGUCAGCAUCUGAGAAUCCACAGUGGCGAGAAACCUUUCCUAUGUAAAGAAUGUGGGAAGGCCUACAGAUGGAGUUCUGAGCUUAUCAGACAUCAGAGAGUUCAUGCCAGAAAAGAGCCUUCCCAAUGGACUGUGGGUGAGAAAGUCUCCAGACAGAAUUGUACCUUUGUCUGAUCAGUUUUAGGACUAUAUUCCAUAAAAGUUAUAAGCACCUUAAGAUUUUUCCUGUGUCUUUCUUGAUUUAGGAAAAAAUGUUUACCUAGUCCCACCUUCAGCUCAUCGCCUCAUGCCCUCUGUUUGAGAUGACUGUAUCAACUAGCAUGCCUUUGGCUGCGAGUAACAGCCAAGAUGCCGACUUCAUUAGGGUUCUGGGCCUGGCACAGAGCAGCUGUGCAGGCAGUGGCCAUCCUAUAUUAGUAUUAUUGUGAAUGGGCCUUUGGUCCUGGCCCUUCCUCAGCCCCAUACUGGGCUGCCUCUUCGGACAGGGUCACAUCUACAAGUGUCCAGGCAUGAGACAGAAACCACACUUGUUCUUUGAGCAGGAAACGUUUAAUACAAAGAAGUGCUAGCUAGUAAAGGGGGAUUAUCUGUUAAAGGAGGUAACGAGAUCUUAAUAUAGGAAUAGCAGCAUGGGGAACAGCUACUACCUCUAGGACUGAGGGAGAGCAUCAGAGGAAGAAGCAGACCUAGGAGAGCCAACCCUCCCCCACACCCCCAGCCCAAGACUGGACAGGUGAAAUUCAGGCCUGGCUGGACAGGUGUGGCUGCCCCAGGGGUAUGUGCGAGCUGGUCUGUACAGGCUUGCAACAGCCAGUUCUGCACUUCUUUUCGCCAGCCUGCACUGAAAUUGGUCAUGGUGAGAGUAUUCAUGCCGUGGAAGUCAGGAAAUGCUACAAAUCAGGGCUUUUCUUUUUUAACUAGUUGUUAAAUAUUGACACUGGCUGGUGAAGUUCAUCAAGGCUCUGCAGGUCAGAGCAGGAAGCCACUGGUCGAGGUGCCCACAAACUCACCAGAGGACGGGUGCUGCACUGUAAGGACAAGAAGGAAAACUACCAGAAGGACAGGCCCCUUCCCCUUUGCUGUGUCCCUCCAGUGCCCUUUACUGGCAAAGCCUGACACUGUGCCAGCUGGCAAAGGGGAGAUGUCGACAGUUCCAGCUCCAGUCUCAUAGAGUACGGCAGGGGACGGCAGACUUGGAGUGAGGAGGUGAUUAUUUGCUAACUGGCCCAUGUUAUAAGCUCCUUUCCACCUCAGGACCUCUGUCCUCAUUCUCCAUUCCCUAACUCCAUGCUCUCCUCCCAGAUAGUUACAUAAGUCACAUUUUACUUUGUCUAGAUCUCCACUUAAGUGUCACCUCUUGAGAGAGGCCUUCCCUGACUCUGAGAUACAAGUUUUAUUUCUCUCUCACAUAAAUGUCCAGACGUGAGCAGGUGGUCAGCAAACAGCCCACAGGCCAAAUCCAUCUCGCGGCCUGUUUUUUAAAGCCCACAAGCUAAGAAUGGUUUUUACAUUUUUUUAAGUGUAAAAAGCAGGAAAGAAGAGUUAAGUGACAGACUGUGGCUCACAAAGCCUAAAAUAUUUACUUCUGGCCCCUUACGGGAAAUUUUUUUCAAGCCCUGGUCUAAGGGACAGCUCAGUUUAAUUUCACCAGGUACGUCAGGGACCCACCUUGCUCCUCUGUCCCCUGGAUUAGGAUGUGUUUGUCUGCAUGGUUGAUGCUGGAUCCUCACCGUAUCCCCAUCCCAUUCCCCAGGAAGAGUGAAGUAAUGGUCUCAAAGACUGGCAAUUUCCUUUUCAGCAGGUGUCGCAGAAGGGGACCCAAUCCUUUGGUGAAGAUUCAACUACACAGCCACAUCUACCUACCAGCGAGGCUGGAAAACACCUCUAGCAGGGUGACAAUUCGCCCAGUUAAAACUGAAGAAGGAGAGAACAAAUUUGGGAAGACCGUGAGCAUGCUCCACCCCAUGGAACAUCUCCCCACUUCUGCAGCCUGGUGCUGCGGACUGACUGGCGGAGGAGAGUCCUGGUCCCUGAAAGGGCAGAGCAGGAUCUGGGAAGCAGGUGAUGUGGUCAAGGCGUCAAGGUUAUGGAUUAGAGCUCUGGUCUUGGUGGUGGUCACUCCAGAAAUAGCCAUCACGUUGCCUGCAGCACCCUGUAUUCAUCACUGAGAAGAGCUGAAACCAGAAUAUUUUGUAGGCAAAAUGUUGACCUGAGGCCAUCUCUUCUGACUUCGUUAGUGCAAAAGAAGCUAUUCCAACAGCAGAGGUUCUGUAUACUUAGUUUGGUUGUAUUACAGGAACUAGUUCUGUAUCCAAGAGGGGCUCCUGGGAUUUACAGGUGCCAUACUGGUCCAAUCAUAAUCUGUUCGUGUUUCUAUGUAUGAGUGCCCUGCUCACAGGUGCAUUUUGGAAUUCACUGAUAGCAGAAAGUUCCCCUAGCUGUGCAGCUGAAUAAACAAAAGAACUGGUACCUGCUAACGAGUGUGGUCUUUUGUCCACAGCGGGAGAUAGAGGAAGAAACAGAUUGUUCCCCCUCUCAGGAAGCUAACAGGCAGCCUGUAGUUGAGAGAGCCCUUCCAGCAGCAGUGGUCAGUUCAGCAGUGGUGGGCUCUGCAGGCAGGCAGCCAGUACAGAUCCCAAAGCUCAGGACUCACUAGCUGCGGUGAUCCUGUGAGUUCAU